CACUUCUCCGUUCCCAUCAAAGCUUGCUGUCAUCGUCUUGUCCGAUCCGGAUGUAGCUGCCUUGACCCCUUACCUGGGAGUGUCUGUUCAAAAUCUCACACUUGAGAUCGCCAUAGCUUGCCACCAUGUCCGACGCUGAUUUUGAAGCCGUCCGUCGGCUCCAAGCUGAGCGCAAUGCUGCUGCAGCUGGAAGUAAAGGUUCUAGGACCUUUGAUCCGUCUAGCCAGCGCACUGACAACUCGACCAAGGCCUCCCUAACUGAAUCCUUCGACACGACCCUCUACGAACGUGAAGGCGCCGACAAGUUUGCGGGAUAUGAUACGUCGAUUGCUGUCAAUGGCGAUGAUGAAGAGAUGGAGGAUACGGAUGCGGGCCACCGAUUGGUGGGCCAAUACACUGCCACCAGGAGCCAAAUCGACGAGUUUGCCCACGGCAAUGGGGUGGAAGAGGAGGACAUUCUUCUCGGGCGCGAGAAGGCAGCUAGGAUCGCAGACCGUGAGACAGACUACCAGAAGCGCCGCUUCAACCGCGGUCCGCUGACUCCCACGCGCGCUGAUCCCUUUGCUGCGAACACCCAUGCCAACGUGGAGGAGGAGGGAGGCCAGACUUACCGUGAAGUCAUGGCUAUGCGUGAACUUGAGAAAGAAGAAGAACGUGUCCAGAAGCUGAUUGCGGAAAAGCAGGCUCGUGGCGAGAACGAUGUGACUGAACACGAGGCUACAUUGAAACUGGAGGACAAAGAGAAUGCCGACGCCGGCUCUACGGUGUCUGUCGCCUCUGGCCGCAAGCGCAAGCAACGGUGGGAUGUAGCUGCGGAGCCGGCUCCUGAGGAGGAGGAGGCUCCCAAGCCCGCCGGAGCAGACUCCAAGGCGAAGCGGUCUCGCUGGGAUCAGACGCCUGCCCCGGUCGCCCCUGGGGCCGUCGAGGAGGCUCCCAAGCGUCGUUCCAGAUGGGACCAAGCACCAGCUCUUACCGCAGCGACUCCCGUCGGCAACCAGGGGAUUGCCACUCCUAUGCAUCCUUCUCAAGUAGGUGCACCUUUGAUUCCAACUAGCUUUGGAACUGAUAUCUCUGGGCGCAAUGCUCCUCUCUCCGAUGAAGAACUUGAUAUGAUGCUGCCAUCUGAGGGCUACAAGAUCCUUGACCCUCCUCCUGGAUAUGCUCCCAUCCGGAACCCUGCUAGGAAGCUCAUGGCCACUCCGGCACCCAUGGCCAGCUCCACUGGAGUUGGUGGUUUCAUGAUGCAAGAGCCGGAGAGCGCGCGUGCGCUAGGCAAACAGCUUCCAACUGAAAUCCCCGGUGUCGGAGAUCUGCAAUUUUUCAAGCCUGAGGAUAUGGCUUACUUUGGCAAACUCAUGGAAGGAGGUGAUGAGAGUACAAUGACAGUCGAGGAGAUGAAGGAGCGGAAGAUUAUGAGACUCUUGCUCAAGGUCAAGAACGGCACGCCGCCGAUGAGAAAGACAGCCCUGCGUCAACUGACGGACAACGCACGGCAAUUUGGCGCGGGACCUCUGUUCAACCAGAUCCUUCCGCUUCUCAUGGAGAAGUCCCUCGAAGACCAGGAGCGCCACCUGUUGGUCAAGGUCAUCGACCGUGUUCUCUAUAAGCUGGAUGAUCUCGUCCGCCCUUAUGUUCACAAGAUUCUCGUCGUCAUCGAGCCCUUGCUCAUCGACCAAGACUACUAUGCUCGUGUUGAGGGUCGGGAAAUUAUCUCGAACCUGGCUAAGGCCGCUGGUCUAGCCACCAUGAUCAGUACCAUGCGUCCGGAUAUCGACCACGUCGAUGAAUAUGUUCGUAACACGACUGCCCGAGCCUUCGCGGUUGUUGCUUCUGCCCUUGGAAUCCCAGCUCUUCUACCAUUCCUUCGUGCUGUUUGUCGGAGUAAGAAAUCAUGGCAGGCCAGACACACAGGUGUCAAGAUUGUUCAGCAAAUUCCCAUCCUCAUGGGUUGCGCUAUCUUGCCCCAUCUCAAGGGACUAGUUGACUGUAUCGCAGACAAUCUUAGUGACGAGCAAGCUAAGGUGCGAACAGUUACUGCUUUGGCCGUCGCAGCAUUGGCUGAAGCCGCCAACCCCUACGGUAUCGAGAGCUUUGAUGAAAUCCUUAACCCUCUCUGGACGGGCGCUAGGAAGCAGCGUGGUAAAGGUCUGGCUGCCUUCCUAAAGGCUGUUGGAUAUAUCAUCCCCCUUAUGGACGAAGAAUAUGCCAACUACUACACCAGUCAAAUCAUGGAAAUCUUGCUCCGCGAGUUCUCCUCUCCAGAUGAAGAGAUGAAAAAGGUCGUCCUCAAGGUGGUUUCACAGUGUGCCAGCACCGAUGGUGUGACAGCCAGUUACCUCAAGGAGCAUGUUUUGACAGACUUCUUCAAGAGUUUCUGGGUGAGACGUAUGGCUUUGGACAGGAGAAACUAUCGGCAGGUGGUUGACACGACGGUGGACCUUGGACAGAAAGUUGGCGUGGGUGAGAUUCUUGAGCGCGUCGUGAACAACCUCAAGGACGAGAGCGAACCCUACCGGAAGAUGACGGUAGAAACUGUGGAGAAGCUUAUUGCGGCUCUCGGCGCCGCAGACAUCUCCGAGAGAUUGGAGGAAAGAUUGAUCGACGGUGUCCUGUAUGCUUUCCAGGAACAAAGCAUCGAAGAUAUCGUCAUCUUGAACGGCUUUGGUACGGUGGUGAAUGCUCUUGGCACGCGUUGCAAGCCUUACCUUCCUCAGAUCGUCAGUACUAUUCUCUGGAGACUGAACAACAAGUCGGCCACAGUUCGGCAGCAGGCAGCAGACCUCAUUUCCCGCAUUGCCAUGGUCAUGAAGCAGUGUGGCGAGGAUGCGCUAAUGGGCAAGCUUGGUAUCGUGCUGUACGAGUACCUUGGUGAAGAAUAUCCUGAAGUACUAGGUUCUAUUCUAGGCGCCCUCAGAUCUAUUGUCACCGUGGUUGGUAUCAAUCAGAUGCAACCUCCUAUCAGAGACUUGCUCCCUCGCCUCACCCCCAUCUUGCGCAACCGUCACGAGAAGGUUCAAGAAAAUACCAUUGAUCUCGUGGGUCGUAUUGCCGACCGUGGCCCCGAAUCCGUCAAUGCGAGGGAAUGGAUGCGAAUUUGUUUCGAGCUUUUGGACAUGCUGAAGGCUCACAAGAAGGGAAUUCGUCGUGCUGCCAACAACACUUUCGGUUUCAUCGCUAAGGCUAUUGGUCCCCAGGAUGUUCUGGCAACGCUUCUCAACAACCUUCGUGUUCAGGAACGUCAGUCACGUGUCUGUACCGCUGUUGCCAUUGGUAUUGUGGCCGAGACCUGCGCGCCGUUCACCGUGCUCCCUGCUUUGAUGAACGAAUACCGUGUCCCGGAGCUGAACGUCCAGAACGGUGUCCUGAAGGCCAUGUCCUUCCUAUUUGAGUACAUCGGCGAGAUGGCUAAAGAUUAUGUCUAUGCCGUCACGCCUCUCCUCGAGGAUGCUUUGAUUGAUCGGGACCAGGUUCACCGACAAACGGCUGCCAGUGUGGUGAAGCAUAUUGCGCUGGGCGUGGUUGGUCUUGGGUGCGAAGAUGCCAUGGUCCACCUCCUAAACCUGGUGUUUCCUAACAUUUUCGAAACCAGCCCGCACGUCAUUGAUCGUGUGAUUGAAGCCAUUGAUGCGAUUCGCAUGGCCGUUGGCACCGGCACGGUCAUGAAUUACGUCUGGGCUGGAUUGUUCCAUCCUGCCCGUAAGGUGCGCGUGCCCUACUGGCGUCUCUACAACGAUGCGUAUGUGCAGAGCGCAGACGCAAUGAUCCCAUACUACCCCAACCUGGAGGAUGACGGAUUGGACCGGAGUGAAUUAUCCAUUAUAGUAUGAUUCCCCAACUCGCCGUUCUUUGCGAUUCCUGUAUGUACAACUUGAUUCUACCUUGUGUCACUUCUUCGUGUUAAGCAUCAUCAUCAUCUUCUACUGGGGCCUGUUAACUAUCACGGUGUUGCCGAGGCUGGAUUUGGCGUGUGUCCUUUCUGUUUUUUAAACGUCCUUUGGCCGAGAGUGAAUCUAAAUGGCAAUUAUUAUAUUU
Molecule: messenger RNA, 4032 nt
Organism: Aspergillus saccharolyticus JOP 1030-1
Lineage: Eukaryota; Fungi; Ascomycota; Eurotiomycetes; Eurotiales; Aspergillaceae
Product: U2 snRNP complex subunit HSH155
Exons: 2
Coding region: 126-3827 (1233 amino acids)
Biological process (GO): spliceosomal complex assembly
Cellular component (GO): U2-type prespliceosome; U2 snRNP; catalytic step 2 spliceosome
Molecular function (GO): mRNA binding
Source: RefSeq, a predicted model, not a curated record